This is a messenger RNA of Pseudopipra pipra, 1941 nucleotides long. RefSeq names its product basic proline-rich protein-like. NCBI's taxonomy places the organism in Eukaryota, Metazoa, Chordata, Aves, Passeriformes, Pipridae. The coding region runs from base 1 to 1800 and encodes 599 amino acids. The record is from RefSeq and is a predicted model, not a curated record. The transcript has 5 exons.
AUGCCGCGGGAGCGAUCGGCGCGUCGGAAGACCGAGGGUGGCGAUGGAGCUCGGCAGGAGGACCGGGACAAGGAUCGGGGCCAGGACCGGGACCGCGACCGGAGGAGCGAGGAUCGGUGCCGGGCUCAUCCCAGCCCGGCCUCGCCGCCUGUGCCCCGGCAACGCGGGCGAGAAGAGCCGCUCCGGGCCGGGCGCUGGGGCCGAGCGCGGCGGGGCCGCUCGGGCCGGGGCUCGGCCGGGGCCCGGUCGGGGGAGAACGGCGGCGCGUUCGUCGUGUCGACGCGGAGCCGGGGCUGGGACCGGCCGGGGCGCGGGGACACGCCGGGCCGGCCCCGGGACCCCCCCGAGGAGGGGUGCCGCCCGUACCCCCCGCGGGAUCGGAGCUUCCCCGCUCGGGCACCCCCGAGGCCACCGCACCCGCUCCCGGGGCGAACAUCGCCCGUCUCCCCCUUAAACGCGGCCCCAGGAGGUUCCCACCCCCAGGGCCCCCCGGGAACGAGGGAUCUGGGGCCCGCCGGGGCUCCGGCCACGGGCCCGCUCCGGCCGCGGGGAGCUGGGGGCCUGCCGGGGAGGGAAGAACGGCGGCAGCCCUUUCCCCGUUCCUCCCGUGCUCCGGGACCCCGAGCAGAGCUGCUCGUUUGUCCCCGUGUCCCUGUGUCUGUCCUCAGGCGGCCCCAGGAGCUGGCACUGACCGUGCCGCGGGUCGGGCACAGGCUGCUCCCAGCUCUGCCUGCGGAACUUCGGCAAUUACCGACAGCAGUUCUUUGCCCUGCCAUCCAUAAGACGGGGAAGGCCCUGCCUGGGAGGGAAACGGCUACAGGGGAGGAAACCAAGAAAUGCUCCAACCGGAUGGUGCUGCGCGAGUCAAAAGAGGGGCAAGACCGCGGGCAAAUACAGUCAGGAAAUGAGCUUUUAUUCAAUCUCUGCAGGAGCCCUUCGCAGCCACGGGCCGGAGGGAGCGCGGCCGGCUGGGCUGUGCCCGGCUGGGGACGGGCACCAAUUCAUCACUGCCCUGCUCAGGGAGGUUUUCCGGCCCCGUCCGGGCUUCACCCGACGGCUGCAAAGGUGCUCGUGCGGCAUCCGAGCUCAUUUCCAGGGAUAAAGGAGCCAAACGAGUCCGGAGGGAUCCCUCGCUCCGAGGCAAAGGCGUUUGGUCGAGUGUCGCCGCCUGGUCCCGCCUGCGGGGGAGCGUCUCCUCCAGACCUGGAACCGUGGCUGCUUCCUGGCAAACCUGGCGUUAAAGUGGCAGCUCUGCGGGGGAAGAUCCGGGCUCCAGGAGGCACUGGGAGGCUGUUCCAGCAGGAAUUCGGCAUGGAAUUGCGGGCUGUGAAUUGUGCACAAGCCAGUCCCCCAUUCCCUAUCCAGGCUGGGAGUGCUCGUGCCCUUGGCACAGAUGGCUCUGGCUGGGCAGGAACUGAGAGCAGGACGUGGGGCAGAGUGGAUCAGCUGCCCAGGGAACAUCCAGGAGAUGAAGCUACGGGAUCCUCAUUCCAAUCAAGGGAACACAUUCUGUCUCUGGCAGAAGCCGGGAGCCAAAGCAGAUCCCGCCUGGCCAGGCUGGGGGGCAGCAGUUGGAUCCACUCUGGGGGAAAGCCCCUGUGCCUGCCAGGAGCUCUGACUCUGUUUGUCCUGCCAGCUCUGACCAGUGUCAGGGCCACUGGGAGGGAUUCAGAAUCCACAGAAAUCCCAAAUCCUACUGAGGGACUCAGUCAAAGGAAGAAAGUAAUUUUUGUCAUAAAAAGAUUAAAAAAACUGUUAAAAAUUCUAGGACAGCAAUCCUGGGAUUCUCAGGAAACUUAGUAGUGUCUUGGUUCCAUUUCAAUGGAUCUUUAGUCCGUCAAUGAGCAGCUUGGAGAACUUCCCCUGGGAUUUAGAGGCUGAGCAGGGUUUGCUUUGGAUUGCCUGGCACCUCUGGCCCCAGCUGGUGCAAACACAACUUGG